This is a messenger RNA of Neocloeon triangulifer, 2849 nucleotides long. RefSeq lists its product as uncharacterized. Bases 12 to 2363 code for a protein of 783 amino acids. The transcript has 24 exons. NCBI's taxonomy places the organism in Eukaryota, Metazoa, Arthropoda, Insecta, Ephemeroptera, Baetidae. The record is from RefSeq and is a predicted model, not a curated record. Gene Ontology annotation, molecular function: odorant binding.
GCCACAUCUGAAUGUUGCCAGAAAUGGGGAAGCGCGUGCAUCUCUUGGUUCUUAUUGCCGUGGCUUUGAUAACAUACGAAACGCUGGCAGUGAAAACAAGAGGAAAUACACGCUUGAAAAAUCAUAACUCCAGGAGUGCAAAAAGACAAACUAUCAUCACAUGCUGCGGAGCUACACCCUGCUCGGAAACGGCUUCAAAAAGAUUAACCAGUUCCAGCACACAGAAUAAAUCAAAUUCAACAUUUUCAACAACAACAUCCCCUAUACCUACUUCGGAGGAAACCGAGAUGUCUGGAACUGAAACAAUCACUGAAAAAGUAACUUUGGAAGCUGAAACAACAAGCGAAGAGCCUGCAUCGGAAACAAGUCUAGAAUCCACAUCGACCACCAGUACAACAUCUACGUCAACAACCACAACUUCAACUACUACCACAACUCCAACUUCCACAUCAACAACAACUAGGCCUCCAACAAAGGAGGAAUUACUGCUUGGAACGUGCGAAACGACAUUUGAAAAAGACCCAAUCUUAUUUACCAAAGAUGGGAUUAUAAAAGACCCGGAAUCACAAGGCUUUUGGGUGCAGUCAUGCGGCCAGCAGUUUCUUUUUGGAAAAUCUUUGGCUACUUGGCGAGAAAAUUUCAUAAAAUGCUACAAGAUCGGAAUGGAGCCCCUAACUUUUGAAAGCGCAGCAAAGUUAGAAUGUUUUUCCAAACUAGUUUCCACGUGGAAGUACAGUUCGAAUUACUGGACUUCAAGUUUAAGGGUGAACGAAAGUGAAUUUUCGUGGUGCACCAAGAACGGAUCGUUCGCAGUGGACAGAGCGAAACUGCCCUGGGCGGCAGGUCAGCCCCAAAAUGUCAACAACUCUGAAAACUGCGUGCACCUCAACAUUGAAAAAUCAAACGCUACUUUCUCAUUCACGGACAGAAUGUGCACCGACCAACUAAUAUUCGGCUGCCAAGGGCCACCAACACCAGCACCCCCAUGCUCAAUGCCCACAUGUCCAAAUAUAACUUGUACUAAAAACACUGCGUUGUAUACAACAUCGGGAAGUUCUCAAUACUUGACUCUUCCAAGUUCGCACGGAAGUUGGUUUACCUAUAACGGCAGAUCAUUUCUCUUCAGCACCAUAAAUAAGACUGAAACUUAUACUGGUGCGAUGCAGGCGUGUUGUGGAAUUGGAAUGACUUUAAUAAGUUUAGAGUACGACUAUAAAUACAAAUCGUUAAUCGCGGCAAUUAAAGACAAUUCCAAUUUAAGUGAUUAUUACUGGACGUCCGGAAGCGACCAAGGUUGCGAGUCGAAUUUCGGUUAUUGCACGGCAAAGAGAAGUUUGCGCCAAGAAGCCAUUUGGGCUUCUGGUCAACCAGACAAUGCUGAUGGAAACGAGAGCGCCGUUGUGGUUUUUGUCAAUCAGAACAACGCUCAGUUAUACGACUUCAACGAGGAGUCCAAAUUCAGAUACAUUUGCGAGGCAAGAGAUACGUCGAAAUCAAAGUCUGGUGGAACUGCUGUGAGAGAUGAGUGCGCUGCAAUUUACAACGUCAGCCAGGCUGAAAUUGACACUUUAUUGAAUCCAUCCGUUCCAAAGGAUUUAAGGAUGAAGUGCUUCAUUAAAUGCCUUGGAGAGAAUUCAAACCUUAUGGUCAAUGGAAAAUUUUUGGAGAACGAAGUCUUUGCGAUUUUGGAGAAAAUGGCUGCAGGCAAUGUGUCGGAGUUGCAAAAUAACAUGGGAGUUAUGAAUGACUGCGGGACCUCGAGUGCUGGAAUGGACGAGUGCGACAAAGCGUCACAAAUGAUUAAGUGCAGCAGCGAGAAAGCCCCUGAGGUUCUGAACGGCAUCGUUUCAGCAAUGGACCAAUCCAUGCCAAUUGCACCUGCUCCAUUGCCUCCUCAAGCGGUUUGCAGUUACGGCCCUUUCCCAUGCACCGUUGCUCCAAGUCUUGCUCAGGAAGUGGCAAAUUGCACCGGGAAUUGCUCAAUAUCUGACGGAUAUGUACAAAAUUUGUGUGGCACAAAAUAUUUAUUUGUGGCGGCCGUGAUGUACAAUUCUCAAGCAUAUGAUAAUUGUUGUCGACACGGAAUGAAACUGGCCUCAAUUGAAUCUGUCAAUGAAAUCAACUGCAUUGCAGGUGCAAACACGCCUACGAUAGGUUCUUGGCAUUGGGUCGCUGCUAGCAAAGUCAACGGUACCACUCCACGCUGGUGCACCUCUAAUGUCCCAUAUUCGACAGAGGGAUUUUCUGGUGCUUAUGACACCCAAAAUAUUCCUUCCGACAAUGCAUAUGUCCUAACACCAAAUUCCAAGGCAUUUAGCGUUACAUCUGAUACCCAACGCUAUGUGCUAUGCAAAGCGCUUUAAUAAUUUUUGCUUCAAAUUUAAAUGCCUUAAACUCUUAUUCACUGCAAAUUCGGAAACAAAAAUUCUAAAAAUCGCACUUAAUCCCUCUUUAUCCUUGAAGGCUGUAGACAAAUAUUGGCAGUUUUAAAUGGCAAAUAAGAAAAUCAAUUUUUGUGAAACUUGAUUUGAAACUUGACUGAUUCAGAAACAAGUAAAGUCUAAAUAUCGCCUUUAAAAAUAAAAUUUAUUUUGGAUUUUGACUGCUUAAACUUUCAAAUAUAAAAUUCAAGAAUCAAUUUGAGGGAAAAAAUUCUCAAAAAUUUUUUCAGCAAGUUACAAAUAUCCCCAUAAUAAAAAUACAACAAAAAUUAUAUAAAUGUUAGAAAAAAAUAUUGGUGGAUAUGCAUGGAAAUAAAUUUUUGUUAAGGUGGUGUAGGUGUAGAGUUUUCAAAAAUUAUAUUUCAUACAUAUAUCACCUUGACAUUAACACAAACUGGCAAAUUUGGU